Messenger RNA from Carcharodon carcharias (great white shark), 1680 nucleotides. RefSeq names its product transmembrane protein 218 (gene tmem218). Bases 180 to 554 code for a protein of 124 amino acids. The transcript is spliced from 4 exons. The record is from RefSeq and is a predicted model, not a curated record. NCBI's taxonomy places the organism in Eukaryota, Metazoa, Chordata, Chondrichthyes, Lamniformes, Lamnidae.
AAAUGAGGAGGCAUUCUUGGCUGAUCGCGCACACUACUCAGUAGCUUGCUUGAGCUUGUCUGCUCCUACUAUGUUAGCUAAUAAAUGGUGCAUAGCAUAAAGAAACUUAAGGGAGAAAGAAAAAUGAAUUCAAAGCCUGAUUGGAGAAGAUCUAUAGGAAAACCACUGAAAAGAUUGACAUGCUUAAAGAUUAUGUAACCUCCACAAUGGCUGUCAUCAUAAUGGGAGUAGGGGCAGGGGUUUUUAUCCUUGCUGUUAUAUGGGUUUUGUCUUUGCUGACGUGCAUGUUGUUAUCUCGGUCAGGAAGCAUGACCAGCUGGCUUUCGAUUAUAUUGAUUUUCCUCCUCACAUUGAUGAUCACAGUAAUCCUCGUAUUCUUUCCUCGAACCAAGGAAACACCUGAGCCGGUGACUAAAGAUGUGAUUUAUGACAGUUUCUUCAUUGGCCGCUAUAGUCUGCUGUGUAUACUGAUUGUGGCAUUCCUGGCAGGCCUGAUUCUACUCUUUCCCCAUUAUCUAGUUGAGCAUGUGGAAGCUAAACGCCUUCGAAAUUGAGAAAUGGUCUGGAGAACCUCUGUAUUUUAUAUGUGUAUGUUUUAAAGCAGCAUUUACUCGUUAUAACUUUUUAGCAAGUUUAUUUUUGUGAACUCUGUGAGGUGAAGAUAUUGUAACAUCUGGUGGGGAAUGGCAGACCUGUAAUAAUCUGCAAAUGAAAUACCCCAUGAAUCAUCUAUUGCUUUUAUUUCUCUGCUAUUUCCCAGGAGUCUGGGAAGGGAGUCUAAAGUAUUUCCCUUGAAUGGAGCAGCAUUUUAUUGAGGAAAAUACUGUCUCUGAGGUCAGGCAUCAAUGUGGAGAAUGUAACUAGCUUAGAAUCAUAGAAAUUACAGCACAGAAUAAAACCAUUUGACCCUUAUAGAACUAGGCUUAGCUGAGUUUCGCCACCAUCCUCUGAUUCAGUAGACUAAAAGUGCUAGUGCAUGAAGAGCAGCCACUUGAAGAAGAUACUAGAAGGCAGCCAGCACUCGACAGUCUGUGGUUAUACCUGAAAGAAGGAGAGAAUAUUGAGGAAAGAAGUAUUCUUUGUUUAAACAUGAGGAUUCCUUCACUGCAGACUCAUGGAAAAUCCAGAUUCCAAAUUUCCAACUCAAAUGGAGUAUAUGUUAUUGCUUACAAAUAAUCAGAACCUGAGAGGCACUGCUUACAGACAUUGUCUCAUCCUGCGUUCUCACAGCCAGGUCCUGAUUCUCCCCAAAGGCCUCUCUGGUGAACCUAUAUAAAACUUCAGUAAGACCACAGUUGGAUUACUGUGUGCGGCUUUUGGCUCCGCACAAUAUUGAGGAUGUUGAGGCAUUAGAGAGGGUCCAGCAUAGAUUCACUGGGAUGCUGCCUGCUAAGUGAAAUGCAAAUAGAAAGAAAGGCUGGAAAAAUUGGAACAGUUUUUGUUAGACCAGAGGAGGUUAAGGGAUUAGCAGCGAGGUGGCAAUGGUGAUUUGGAGUCUGAUAGAAGUGUUUAAAAUGAUGAUGGACCAACAAGAUGCUGCUUCCUCCAUAUUUUUCUGGUUGUAUUAUGCAACUGAUUUUUUAUUUAAAACAAAACUUUGUAUAUUGGAAACAUUUUUCGUAUUUUGGAAACUUAUAUUUUGUAAUUAAUUUCUUUUGAAUAAAUAUCUUGCUCCAUAAA